This is a messenger RNA of Striga asiatica, 348 nucleotides long. Lineage: Eukaryota; Viridiplantae; Streptophyta; Magnoliopsida; Lamiales; Orobanchaceae. The record is from the annotation of a GenBank genome assembly.
AUGGAUGGCUUAAGAUUUAAAAGAUUCAGAAGUUUCGGAGACCGAAAUAGAGCUGGAUACUCAAGAGUUGACCAAAUCUAUGUAUCUCUUCCUGCUGGAACUGAACUUCUAGCUGACCAAGCAAAGCUAUAUAAAGCUGCACUUAGCAAUUGCUUUGAAGUGGAAGACUGGGGGCCAAUUGAAUGGAGCAUAAUGGCCAAACAUUUUGAGCGUCAAGGAAAAUCGCCAUAUGCCUAUCAUGCACUUCUCAAGGACAAGUGGAUGGGAAUUGAAGAAUUGAGGAUUAGCUGCAGCUUGCAUUUUUCGAAGAACUUACGCAUGAUCCGAACAUCUCAAGUGAAUGCUUAG